Molecule: messenger RNA, 372 nt
Organism: Eufriesea mexicana
Lineage: Eukaryota; Metazoa; Arthropoda; Insecta; Hymenoptera; Apidae
Exons: 3
Coding region: 1-303 (100 amino acids)
Molecular function (GO): protein binding
Source: RefSeq, a predicted model, not a curated record
AUGGUAACAACGAUAUUGGAGCACGAUGUAUGCCAUCCUUUCAGAAAAGAAAGUUUCCCUAUGAAUGGAGAAAUUAUGGCAACCGGAAAUUUGGAUUUGCAGUACCUAGAUUUAAGCUACAAUCGGCUGACGAAGAGCAUCUUGCAAGAGCUGAUAGACUGUCUUUAUUAUCAGAAUUAUAUGUUACUUGGAGACAGGCGUAGGGGUCUCUUACACCUUCUCGUCGAGGUAAUGAAACCUACUGUGCCUGAAAUUAAUUCCUCUUAUCGUUGCGAGUAUGUGUUCCAAGGGAGGGGGCAUUAAAGAGGAAAGCAGUAAAGACUGGGACAAGUUCGUGGUGCUUUUACAACAGAGGCAAAGUGGUAAUCGUCU